CAUCCAAACAGAUCUUCAAUCAGAAUCAUGCAGAUCUUUGUGAAAACCCUGACAGGUAAAACCAUUACCUUGGAGGUUGAGCCAUCAGACACAAUAGAAAAUGUGAAGGCUAAAAUACAGGACAAAGAAGGCAUCCCUCCUGACCAGCAGAGAUUAAUUUUUGCUGGCAAACAACUUGAAGACGGACGCACACUAUCAGACUACAACAUUCAGAAAGAAUCUACUCUUCAUCUGGUUUUAAGACUUAGAGGAGGUAAUUUUUGUUUCCAGCAUGAUUCUUUUGAACUAACAUUCAUUAUUCUAUUUCAAAGUUUGCAAUAUAAGAACCAAUAUGAUAAUUGUAGUUGACCUUUCUUUACAUGUUACUUAAAUGUUAGCUUAAGGAUACUUUCUAAACCUGUUGACAGUUGGAUGUGUAGGGUUGUGUUCAGGUCAACAUUCUAGAAUAUAUUUUUUAACUGGUUACAAUUAAUUAAAUUACUAAAAACCAUCUACAUUUUAUUAAUUAUAGGUAUGCAAAUCUUCGUGAAGACCCUCACUGGCAAAACCAUCACCCUUGAGGUUGAACCAUCAGACACCAUUGAAAAUGUCAAGGCCAAAAUCCAAGACAAAGAAGGCAUUCCCCCAGAUCAACAGCGUCUGAUCUUUGCUGGCAAACAGCUUGAAGAUGGUCGCACUCUGUCAGAUUACAAUAUUCAGAAAGAAUCAACCCUUCAUCUGGUGCUUCGUCUGAGAGGUGGUAUGCAAAUCUUCGUGAAGACCCUCACUGGCAAAACCAUCACCCUUGAGGUUGAACCAUCAGACACCAUUGAAAAUGUCAAGGCCAAAAUCCAAGACAAAGAAGGCAUUCCCCCAGAUCAACAGCGUCUGAUCUUUGCUGGCAAACAGCUUGAAGAUGGUCGCACUCUGUCAGAUUACAACAUUCAGAAAGAGUCAACCCUUCAUCUGGUGCUUCGUCUGAGAGGUGGUAUGCAAAUCUUCGUGAAGACCCUCACUGGCAAAACCAUCACCCUUGAGGUUGAACCAUCAGACACUAUUGAAAAUGUCAAGGCCAAAAUCCAAGACAAAGAAGGCAUUCCCCCAGAUCAACAGCGUCUGAUCUUUGCUGGCAAACAGCUAGAGGAUGGUCGCACUCUGUCAGAUUACAACAUUCAGAAAGAGUCAACCCUUCAUCUGGUGCUUCGUCUGAGAGGUGGUAUGCAAAUCUUCGUGAAGACCCUCACUGGCAAAACCAUCACCCUUGAGGUUGAACCAUCAGACACUAUUGAAAAUGUCAAGGCCAAAAUCCAAGACAAAGAAGGCAUUCCCCCAGAUCAACAGCGUCUGAUCUUUGCUGGCAAACAGCUAGAGGAUGGUCGCACUCUGUCAGAUUACAACAUUCAGAAAGAGUCAACCCUUCAUCUGGUGCUUCGUCUGAGAGGUGGUAUGCAAAUCUUCGUGAAGACCCUCACUGGCAAAACCAUCACCCUUGAGGUUGAACCAUCAGACACUAUUGAAAAUGUCAAGGCCAAAAUCCAAGACAAAGAAGGCAUUCCCCCAGAUCAACAGCGUCUGAUCUUUGCUAGCAAACAGCUAGAGGAUGGUCGCACUCUGUCAGAUUACAACAUUCAGAAAGAGUCAACCCUUCAUCUGGUGCUUCGUCUGAGAGGUGGUAUGCAAAUCUUCGUGAAGACCCUCACUGGCAAAACCAUCACCCUUGAGGUUGAACCAUCAGACACCAUUGAAAAUGUCAAGGCCAAAAUCCAAGACAAAGAAGGCAUUCCCCCAGAUCAACAGCGUCUGAUCUUUGCUGGCAAACAGCUUGAAGAUGGUCGCACUCUGUCAGAUUACAACAUUCAGAAAGAAUCAACCCUUCAUCUGGUGCUUCGUCUGAGAGGUGGUAUGCAAAUCUUCGUGAAGACCCUCACUGGCAAAACCAUCACCCUUGAGGUUGAACCAUCAGACACCAUUGAAAAUGUCAAGGCCAAAAUCCAAGACAAAGAAGGCAUUCCUCCAGAUCAACAGCGUCUGAUCUUUGCUGGCAAACAGCUUGAAGAUGGUCGCACUCUGUCAGAUUACAACAUUCAGAAAGAAUCAACCCUUCAUCUGGUGCUUCGUCUGAGAGGUGGUAUGCAAAUCUUCGUGAAGACCCUCACUGGCAAAACCAUCACCCUUGAGGUUGAACCAUCAGACACCAUUGAAAAUGUCAAGGCCAAAAUCCAAGACAAAGAAGGCAUUCCUCCAGAUCAACAGCGUCUGAUCUUUGCUGGCAAACAGCUAGAGGAUGGUCGCACACUGUCAGAUUACAACAUUCAGAAAGAAUCUGAGGUGAAACUGUAGGCUCAAAAAGUUUUU
Messenger RNA from Physella acuta, 2334 nucleotides. Its product is annotated as polyubiquitin-like. The record is from RefSeq and is a predicted model, not a curated record. Gene Ontology annotation, molecular function: protein binding. NCBI's taxonomy places the organism in Eukaryota, Metazoa, Mollusca, Gastropoda, Physidae.